Molecule: messenger RNA, 3263 nt
Organism: Linum tenue
Lineage: Eukaryota; Viridiplantae; Streptophyta; Magnoliopsida; Malpighiales; Linaceae
Source: the annotation of a GenBank genome assembly
AUUUUGCUGUAGAAUCACCGUGGUGAUAAACAUGAACUAAGAUCUCACUCACUCAAAAGAUAACAUAUAAAUGGAGGAGAGUGAUAACAAGUACAUGAAGGUAGUUGGGUAUUGUGAGUAGUUGGAUCACAAGCACGGAAUGGCACAUCCCUACUACAUGUUUACACAUAAUCUGCUCCAUUAAUUAAGGUAGCUGCUGCGGUGGGUCAUUGCACCAUGAUCGGUGACGGGAAAGUUGUCUGUGUGACAGGGGCUUCCGGUUUCAUAGCUUCAUGGCUGGUCAAGCUUUUGCUCCAACGGGGCUACACCGUCAAGGCCUCUGUUCGUGACCCAGGCGAUCCGAACAAGACGGAGCAUCUCCUGGGCCUCGAUGGAGCCAAGGAGAGGCUCCAUUUGGUGAGAGCAGACCUGCUGGAACAAGGGUCCUUCGAUCCCGCCAUUGAAGGAUGCGUCGGAGUUUUCCACACCGCUUCCCCUGUUUCCUUCUCUGCCACCGAUCCGCAGGCGGAGCUCGUCGACCCUGCAGUGAAAGGGACGCUGAACGUGCUGAAAUCUUGCGCCAAGUAUCCUUCCGUCAAGAGAGUGGUCUUAACCUCAUCUACUGCUGCGGUUUUCCACACAGGGAGGCGACUGACCCAAGAUUCAGUUGCUGAUGAGUCCUGGUUCUCGGAUCCAGCCAUUUGCGAACAACUUAAGCUGUGGUACCCGCUAAGCAAGACUUUGGCUGAGAUUGCUGCUUGGGACUUUGCAAAGGAGAAUGGGAUUGACUUGGUGACAUUACUGCCUGGUUUUGUGACCGGGCCUCUGUUGCAGCCAACAAUUUGCUUCUCGGUGGAGAUGAUUCUCAACUUGGUUAAUGGCUUGGAGACAUACCCCAACAUAUAUUACAGGUCGGUUGACGUCAGAGAUGUUGUGGAAGCUCAUGUUAAAGCUUUUGAGACUCCAUCGGCUGCUGGGAGAUACUGCUUAGUUGGAAGCAUUGCCCACUUCUCUCAAGUUUUGGGGAUGAUAAACGAGCUCUACCCAACACUACAUCUUCCUGACAAGUGUGAAGAUAGCAGCGGCAUCAUUCCGAGUCUGCCGAUGUUUACAGUGUCCACGGAGAAGGCAGAAAGUUUAGGGAUCAAGUUCACCCCAAUGGAUGAAGAUUUCAAGAAAGCAAUCCUUCAGCCUGGGCCGCCUGAGAAUUUCGCUCUUCAAACUGUACAAGAGUUCAUCAAACCUCAGAGGCAAACAAAAUUAGUGCAAGAUGAGAAUCAAUUGUUGGAGAACAUGCUCCGGACGUUACUUCAAGAGCUUGUGUCUUCUGCAGCACAGUCAGGGGAGCCGAUAAUGCAGUAUGGACAAUCAAUUGAUGAUGAAGAAAGUUCUCAGGGCCUAAUCCCUCAUCUCUUAGAUGUUGUGCUUUAUCUCUGUCAGAGAGAACAUAUUGAAGGUGGAAUGAUAUUUCAGCUGCUGGAAGACUUGACGGAAAUGUCCACAAUGAGGAAUUGCAAAGACGUAUUUGGCUACAUAGAGGGUAAACAGGACAUACUUGGGAAGCAAGAACUUUUUGCUCGUGGAAAACUGGUCAUGUUGAGGACUUGUAAUCAACUUCUCCGCCGACUCUCAAAGGCAAAUGAUGUUGUUUUCUGUGGACGGAUUCUCAUGUUUCUGGCGCACUUUUUCCCAUUAUCAGAGCGUUCAGCGGUCAACAUCAAAGGAGUUUUCAACACAUCAAAUGAGACGAAAUAUGAAAAGGAUCCACCAGAAGGCAUUUCUAUUGACUUCAACUACUACAAAACAUUGUGGAGUUUACAGGAAUUCUUCUGCAACCCUGCCUCCUUAACUGUUGCCCCAGCCAAGUGGCAGAAGUAUACAUCUAGUCUGACGGUUGUGUUGGAUACCUUUGAAGCACAACCAUUGAGUGAGGAAGAAGGAGAUGCAAAUAAUUUGGAGGAAGAGGCAGCAUCUUUCAAUAUAAAAUAUCUUACUAGCAGUAAUUUGAUGGGACUAGAGUUAAAAGAUCCAAGCUUCCGACGUCAUGUUCUUGUACAGUGCCUUAUAGUCUUUGAUUAUCUUAAGGUAAUGACUACAAACUCACUUCAAUUUUCUUGCUCAUGCCAGAAAGAAGAGAUAAAAUCCAGUGAGGAGCGUGUGAAGAAAUUACUCGAGAUGACUCCUCCUAAAGGAAAAGAUUUUCUUCGCAAGAUUGAGCAUAUACUAGAACGUGAAAAAAACUGGGUUUGGUGGAAGCGUGACGGAUGCCCUCCAUUUGAAAAACAACCAGCAGAGAAGAAAUCAGCCCAGGAAGGGAAUAAGAAACGUAGACCUAGGUGGAGAUUGGGAAACAAAGAACUAUCCCAGUUGUGGAAAUGGGCAGACCAGAAUCCUAAUGCUUUGACUGACCCUCAGCGUGUACGGACUCCUUCAAUCACGGAAUAUUGGAAGCCCUUGGCUGAAGAUAUGGACCCGGCAGCAGGAAUUGAAGCAGAAUAUCACCACAAGAACAACCGAGUAUAUUGCUGGAAAGGUCUGCGGUUUUCAGCAAGGCAAGACCUUGAGGGUUUUUCCAAAUUCACUGACCUUGGUGUUGAAGGAGUAGUUCCUCUAGAAAUUCUGGCACCUGAGGUCCGGUCCAAGUACCAGGCUAAACCGAGUGACAGAUCUAAGCGUGCCAAGAAGGAAGAAGUCAAGGGCGGGUCACAACCAUCAGAAGAAGCUCAGGUUGCAAGCGAGAACGACGGUGAAGGUGCUAGGCCAGUUGAAGCCUCGGCCGCACCAAUGGAGACUGAUGCAGCUGCAGGAACUGUGAACACUUCCCAAGAUGGCGGUACUCCUCCAACAGCGGAGGAGGAACAAAAGCUUAACUCAGAUACUGAUGUGGGUCAAGAAGCAGGGCAACUGGAAACCGAUGGACCGCUUGAACCGGACCGUGAAGGGGUAGAAACAGUGACGGCUGACGGGGAGACUGACGCUGAGGCUGAUAUAUAAGCUGUGAGCUGAAUAGUCUCUUAAUCAAAGAGCCCGGACUUGAAUGUGGCAGCAAAAACAGUGGUGGUGGCGCUUGAUAAGUUGACAUUGUUUUUACCGAACUGUGAUGAGAUAGUAUGAAGCAAACAUUUUGUAAUGUCAUUUGAUGGCAGCUCCUAAUACGUUCUAACAUAACGAACAAAACCUUAGUGUUCCAUUUUGUAGGUGAAAAUAAGUGUAAUGUUUCAAUUGUAGAGGAUUGUAACGAUGAAGACUUUGUAUGUUUCAAUUGUAGAGAAUUGUAACGGUGA